AUGGCAACAAAAUCAUGUGGAACAUUGAUCUAUCGAAAUUCUUCAAUAUUAUCUUCACAUUCAAAUUAUUCACAUAUAAGUGAUGCUGAAUGGAUAACAAAUAGUAUAUCAUUAAUUAUAUUUAUACUUGCAUUUAUUGGAAAUACAGCUGCACUUAUUGUUAUGUUUGGACCGAGAGGUUCAAUACGAUUAACAAAUAAUAAAUAUUUAGCUAAUUUAGCAUGUGCAGAUUUAUUACGUGCAUGUUUCAUGCCUUUUACUAUAAUAGCAAGAAUGAAAAAAAAUUUUAUAUUUGGAAAGAUGAUUUGUAAAAUUUUACCAAUUGUUCAAGGUUUAAGUGUAGCUGUGGAUGUUUUUACUCUUGUUUGUAUAAGUGUUGAACGUUAUUUAGCUAUAUGUCGUCCAUUACUUAUAUUAAAACUUCAAUCUAUUCGAUUUUCUAAUCUUCUCAAUGCUUUUAUUUUAUUUUUAAUAUGGUUAUUAAGUCUUUUAAUUGCUUUACCAAAUCUAUAUAUGUAUAAUUUAUGUUCAUUACCUAAACCUGGCCGUUUUAAAUGUGAAAAAACAUCACCAGAUGAAUUUGAUGAAAAACUUUAUAUGAUUACUUUAGAUGCUUUUUAUUUUGUAAUACCAAUGGUUGUCAUGAUUGUUCUUUAUGCAUUAAUUAUUCGAAAAAUGUAUAGAAAUAGUACAGCCGUACAAAUGAGAUCAUUUAAAAAUAAUAUACAAAAAGGCAAAAUUUGUUUAAAUUCUUCAUCCCCUAAAUAUAUUCCAUUCAAUAAACUUUCUAAAUUUCGAUUAGUUAAUUCUGAUUUAACUGUAAAUAAAAGAAGAGAAUCAUCUAUGUUGGAAAAAUUUGGUCAACGAUUAUCAUUUCAUAGUAACAGUAAAUCAAAAUCAGGUUUAAGUGAGGAUGAACAAAUACCAAAUUCUGAAUUAAAUAUUUCCAUAAAAAAACAUCAAUUUAAUCGAACAUAUACAAUAACUAGACUUCCAUCUCAAAAUAAUAAUGAUAAUACAACAAAACAAGAUUUUCAUCGUUUAAGUUCUCGAAAAAGUAGGACUCCACGUCGUGGUUCAUCAACACAAGGUUUAUGUCGUACGGAUCGUAAUCGACGUAAAGCACUUAAACUUUUAAUAACAUUAAUUAUGGAAUUUUUUAUUUGUUGGACACCAUUAUUUAUUUAUCAUACAAUUGGAACAUUUGAUAAAAAAUUUUAUCGUUCAACACCAAAUAUUUAUGUAGAUUUAAUACUUCUUUUUUCAUUUGCAUCAGCAUCAUGCAAUCCAUUAACAUAUUAUUUUAUGUCUAAACGUUAUCGAUCAGCUUUAUAUGCUUAUUUACAAUGCUGUUAUUUGAAUGAAAAUGAACAAAAAUUUAUUAAUCAAAAUAAUCAUCAACCACAUCCUAUACAUAAACCUUUACGUUCAAAUGAAAAAAAAAAUUCUCCUGAAUUAAAACACAAAACACAAUUAAAAAUUGAUACUCAUAAUGAUCCUCGAUUAAGAUCUAAAACAUGCUAG
Molecule: messenger RNA, 1524 nt
Organism: Rotaria sp. Silwood1
Lineage: Eukaryota; Metazoa; Rotifera; Eurotatoria; Philodinida; Philodinidae
Source: the annotation of a GenBank genome assembly